Messenger RNA from Scheffersomyces coipomensis, 2906 nucleotides. RefSeq lists its product as uncharacterized. The coding region runs from base 392 to 2599 and encodes 735 amino acids. Gene Ontology annotation, cellular component: membrane. The record is from RefSeq and is a predicted model, not a curated record. Gene Ontology annotation, molecular function: monoatomic cation transmembrane transporter activity. The transcript has a single exon. NCBI's taxonomy places the organism in Eukaryota, Fungi, Ascomycota, Pichiomycetes, Serinales, Debaryomycetaceae. Gene Ontology annotation, biological process: transmembrane transport; monoatomic cation transport; intracellular calcium ion homeostasis.
UGCAAGGAUCAACUGUACAUAUUUUCUAAAUUUAAGCUAUUCAAUAUGUCUUUUACUAUCAUUUCAACUGUUAUUUGAUCAAUAAGUAAUAUCAGAGUCAAAUAUAAAAUAUAAAAUCCAUCGCACAUAAAUGAUAUCCAUUUCAGUAUUAUACCAAUCGUAUUAUCAUUAUGCUUGAACAACGGAGAAUGAACAGCAUAUUCAAUCUCUAUACUUUUCAUUUAUAAAACUUUCAAGUAAUUAACAAGAAGGUAACUCUUGUGACGUAGUUAAAAAAAUCAAUUCCUGCAUAUAAUGCAUAUAUCUAAAUAAAGAUAUCGAAGGCUAUAAUUUUCAUUAAACAGAUAUCAUUUCUUAAUGAUUCAUCUUGACAUCUUAACGGCAUGAGAAUAUGAGACUAUCCUCUCUACUUCUCGGUUUGAUUCUACCGACAUAUACAUUGGGAGGUUCAUCUCCUUUCGAAGACGAGCUAUUAAGAAGAUUUGAUGAUGAUAAUAGCACCGUGUGUUCCAAUAUUGCUUACAUACCGAGACAAGAUCAAUGCCAAUAUUUCCAAGAUAACUGUUUAAUUGAAGAUAUAGGAAUCAUUAAUUAUCUAGAUAUUUACUAUUGUCAGAUCCCAAACCUUACCCUUAUAUCAUUAUCCUUGAUCAUUGGAAGUCUAGUAUUGUUUUUCAUAGCAUUAGGUUUGACUGCUUCAGAUUACCUUUGUCCUAAUUUAUACACUUUGUCAAAAUUCUUAAAAUUAUCAGAUAAUUUUGCAGGGUUGACGUUGUUGGCUCUUGGAAAUGGUGCUCCAGAUGUCUUGAGUACAUAUAAAGCGAUGAGUCUUGACUCAGGUUCAUUGGCAAUAUCUGAAUUAUUUGGUGCAUCUUUAUUCAUUACUACAGUUGUUAUUGGAGCAAUGGCUAUUGUUCAUCCCUUCAAAGUCCCUAAACGACUGUUCAUCCGAGAUGUGGGUUUUUAUUUACUUAUAGUUUGUUUGAUAGGCCUAAGCAUGUUUGUAUUUUCAUUUUCCAUCAUUGUUUGUAUAGUACUAGUGGUUGCCUACGCAGUUUAUGUAUCCGUGGUCAUAUUGGAUCAUUCAUACUUGAAAUCACAAGCUACUAAACAGUUAAAAUUACAUAGAUCGAGAGGAAAUUUUUCAUCCGCUUCCCAUUUAAAUGUAAUACCUGAAGCUGGAGAAACUAAUGAUAAUAGUAUUUACCUUGAUACAUUUGCAAAUUUGCCAACUAUAGAGGACUUUAAUUUAGCUAAUCAAGAUAUCGAAGCGCAAAACCUACAAGGAGAAUAUACAGCUUUGUUAAGAUCCGAAUCGGGUAGUGCAGCACCAGUAGAAACUGGUUUAUAUGGUUUAAGAGUUCUUUUGAAAGAUUUAUCAAGACAAUCAAAUUUAAGUUCAGUCCAUUUAGAGACUGACAGACCCCUUACAGCACCGGUGAUGUCAACUGAUUUAGGUGUAUCCGCUCCAUAUUCUGCACAUACCUUCCCUUUAUCUCAAUCAGAACAAUACCUUCAUGAAAAUAAUGAAAUCGAACAAGAAGAUAGCGCUGGUAUUAAUGAGGAAUUACAACAAGAAAGAGAAGCCGAAAUAGAAAUGCAAACGUACCUUUUAUUAGCUUCUAACAAAAACUGGUUAAACUAUUUAAGAAACAAGGAUUCAAUUCUAGUCGAACUUAUAACACCCCAGUUAAUUGGCUUUACUUCAUUCACUACUUUAGAUAAAGUAUAUUAUAUAAUUACAUUGCCCAUAGCUAUACUUCUAAGAUUAACUAAUCCAGUAAGAGAUCACUCCAUUAUAUCAAUGAUAGAUGCACUGAUAAAGACUAGGGCCAGACAAGCAUUUUCACCAAACAACAAUAAUACUUCACAGGCAGAUAAUGAUUUUAAUUUUUACUUAGAUAGGUUGUCUCUAUCAAUCCAAGUUUUAUUAGGUUCAGCUUUUGUUUGUUAUUCAUAUUUUACUGAAUAUUUGCCUAUUUAUAUCCUAGUUCCAAUGGGUGUGAUCAUAUCGAGUAGUUUGAUGUUAUUGGUUCGUAUUAACUAUAGACAAGACGGUUUUGAAGAUUUCUCCCUGAAUGAUUUAUACCAACUAAAGAUCAUUAAUAAUCUUUGUUCCUUAAUGGGUUUCUUAAUUUCAAUAACCUGGAUUUCAGUAUUUGCUACUGAAAUCAUCUGCAUUUUAAAAGCAAUUGCUAUAAUAUUUAACAUCAGUGACGCUAUAUUAGGGGUUACCGUGUUUGCCUUAGGUAAUUCGAUUGGGGAUCUCAUUUCUAACUUCACAAUUGCUAAAAUGGGUAUGCCAAUAAUGGCUUUCAGUGCUAGUUUUGGUAGUCCCCUUAUAUCCUUGUGCUCUUUAGGUUUAAGUGGUCUAUUGGUUAUACCAUGGACUGGUAUUACUGAUGCUUAUGAUUUCAAUGCGAGUUCAACAGUUACUAUAACUUGCUUAUCUUUGAUUCUUAAUAUUAUCUUUAUUUUGGUUGCAAUUCCAAGAAAUGAUUGGAUGCUUGAUAGAAGAAUAGGUACCAUAUUAAUCCUAAAUUGGAUAAUAGCUACCUCAUUGUGUAUCGUAAAUGAGUCUUUACUGAAAAAUAUAUAGAAUAAAUAUAAAAGGUCUACGCUAUUCAAGAUAGACUCGUAAAUUUAAUUUCGAAAAUUCAAAAAAUACAAUUCAAAUGUUAAAAUUAGAUUUCAAAUCUUAUUUAAAGUUAUACAAAAUACGUUUAAAAACUUAAAACCAAACUAAAACUAAGAUAAUAGAGAUAAAACAUCUGAUUUACUCAUCCAAUAUGACAGGACCAUCCUCCUCUUCUUCUUCAUCUUCAACGUGUGGGCCAUCUCCAUUUGUGCCGAAACCUUCGUUGUCUAAUUUAGCAGAUAAGUCUUCCAAGUAUUUAAUUCUUUCU